AUGGAUCACGAUUCGUUCCGAGCCUUCAAAGCGAAGACUGAGUUUUUUGAUGAAUUGAUAGUGUAUGUGAUACUACACUUUGAUACUACACUUUGUGGUAUCACAUACACUAUGAAAUCAUCGAUUAGCAAGCGAGAAGAAAAAAGACAAUGUAUAGAGGACUAA
Plasmopara halstedii is the source of this 165-nucleotide messenger RNA. RefSeq lists its product as uncharacterized. NCBI's taxonomy places the organism in Eukaryota, Oomycota, Peronosporomycetes, Peronosporales, Peronosporaceae. The record is from RefSeq and is a predicted model, not a curated record. The coding region runs from base 1 to 165 and encodes 54 amino acids. The transcript is spliced from 2 exons.